AUGUGGUUGCACAAAGGCUAUCAAUCAUUCGAUCGUCCCAUCAGUGGUGUAGCAGUCAAAGUGAAAGGUAUCGCUUGGAAACAUGUAUUCCAAAGACAAAACCAUGUUGCAAAUGGAAUAAUUGUGCUGGACAGUGGAGAUUACUUACUACAACCUACACAGAAUUCUGGAUUUUAUUUAAUAACAACAAUAAGACACUUUGUAGUACAAAGUAUGUCAACGUGCAGUGAAGGUGAUCGAUUGCCUGAUGCACAAUGUCUAGAAGAUGAACACUGUCCAGCUGGUUACCAAGCGGGAUUCCAAGCAUUCGGUUAUGAUGGUAUCGUACCAGAUGAGAACUCCAUCGCAAUCGAUGAGAGUGGACAUGGAAUAUUCACAGGGAAAUGUUUGAAGGAUCAUGGGAAAUGUGAAAUAUUCGGUUGGUGUCCAACUGGUGAUGACUAUGAAUAUGAAUUGAUGAAAGAACGUAAUGCGAAGAUGAGAUUGAUUCGACCACCAAAUAUUAUAGAAGGAUAUUAUAAUUUUUUCACAGAUUUACGAUUUUUAGAAGUGAAAAACCGAAUCAAUGAUCUUACACCACAUUCCGUUGAUCCUCUAUUCGAGAUUGUCAAUUUCACAAUGCUGAUUAAAAACAGUAUAGAGUUUCCUGCAUUCAAUAAGAAACGACUGAAUAUUUUAUCCUGGAUGACAGAUAGUUAUCUACAAGAGUGUUUGUAUAAUCCUGAACACGAAGUCGAUCGAUACUGUCCCAUCUUCCGUCUCGGUGAUGUAUUCAAACUGGCUGGGACGAACACCAAUCGUCUGUUGAAAUAUGGUGGAGUGGUUGCCAUCACAAUCAGUUGGGAGUGUGAUUUGGACUGGUCUCCUGAAUACUGUUUACCGAAGUAUGAAUUUCUUGAAUUGGAGAGUGUUCACAAAGUUCGUAAACUUCGAGUGGAUAAUUCCACUUAUAGUCAUCAGGGUGGUCAUAUGAAGUGGUCACCAUCACAGUCAGAGGAUACAUCAACGUCAACAACAGACAACAGAGAGGGAAUAUUCGAUUACACAUAUGCAGCACACAUUCCGAAGGAUGAAGAUGAUAUAAUCGAUGAUAACGAAGAGGUUGUUACAGUUCAUGAAGGUUCUGCAGCACGUGUUACUUGGUAUUUUGGUCAUGACACAGAGACUGUGAAGAAUCGAAGACGCAUUCUAGCUCAUGUGAAUGGCAUACAAUUCAUUAUCCGUGUCACUGGGAUAGCUGGGAAAUUUAAUUUACUUUCAUUCACAAGAAGACUUGGUUCUGUUAUCGCACUCUUGAGUGUAGCUCCACUGCUGACUGAUAUGAUCCUGUUUCAUUUUACACGCGAUCGUAAACGCUAUAAACAGAUUACUUGUGAUAAUACGACAGUGAAGCUUUUAUUAACGAGAACCUCCCAUUGUAGACGGCUGAUGCAUUCAGUGUCCGAUUCAAAAAUAACCGGUCGAUGUGAUUUUUACAAUCAAAAUGCAAGUUCGCAUACACCAUUGGAGAAUAAUCUUUACGAAUGGAUACAGUGA
This is a messenger RNA of Trichobilharzia regenti, 1536 nucleotides long. NCBI's taxonomy places the organism in Eukaryota, Metazoa, Platyhelminthes, Trematoda, Strigeidida, Schistosomatidae. The record is from the annotation of a GenBank genome assembly.